Molecule: messenger RNA, 3981 nt
Organism: Vidua chalybeata
Lineage: Eukaryota; Metazoa; Chordata; Aves; Passeriformes; Viduidae
Gene: BAALC
Product: BAALC binder of MAP3K1 and KLF4
Exons: 3
Coding region: 1-441 (146 amino acids)
Cellular component (GO): cytoplasm
Source: RefSeq, a predicted model, not a curated record
AUGGGCUGCGGGGGCAGCCGGGCCGACGCUAUCGAGCCCCGCUACUACGAGAGCUGGACGCGGGAGACCGAGUCCACCUGGCUGACCAACACGGACUCCGAGAGCCCGCCGCAGGAGGGCGGCAGCGCCGAGGGCCCCGGCCGGGAGCAGGGCGGCCCGCGCCCCGGUCUUCUGGAGGAUGGGAAAUUGGCUCACACAGGUGUAUCUACAGCACCAGCCACAGCUGGAAUGCUGAAUGCUGAGAAGAAGAACAACUGUGGCCCUCAGUGUGCAAACCCCACAGUCCACAGCAUGGGAACUACAGCACAGAGACAGAAUGGCUUCAGGACCACAGAGAGUAAAUGGGACACACAGAAAACCUCCACACAAGAAGUUGCCAGUAAUGUUACAAAAGGCAUCAGACAAACUGACAGAAGAAAAACAAAGAAUUGUGCCAAUUAAUGAAGAAAAUUGCAGGUGACGAUGGACUUAACAAAGCUUCACUGCACUUUAAAUAUCAGUCACUGAAGACAUGAAGAUCUCUAGGUGUUCCAGGUUGAAUACAGCAGGCAGCUGCUACUGAGUGCCUCCAGAAGCAGGUCUUGUGGAAACCACCUGCAAGCACUGUAGACAUUGUUUGUCUAAAGCAGCAGCACCAUACAGACAUAUACAGAAAUUCAUGACAUUUGUUUUUUACUAACUUCCAUGUUAUCCCUUCGUUAUGUCCUGUUCCACAUUGCUAUUAAGAUGAGACUGGAUAAUAAGGGGUACAGCUCAUCACAAUUAAAACCAGGAAAUGAACAAAUGAAUCUGCAUUUUUAGUCAUAAAGGGGUUUUGAGUGUGGACAUUCAAACCCACACAGAGCUCAUUUAAAACACAUAUUUUAAAACACAAACCCACACAACUAAAGAAAGUGAGACUAAAGGCUAGUUUUCUACUAAAUCUCUUUUCAACUAUAUAUAUAGGCUAUAUGUAGUUAAGUCAUACAGUAAAAUUUUUAUAUAUUAAAUGUUCAAUUACUUGGUUUUAAAUUAUUGUUCAUAUUGACAUAAUUUUGGUCUUAAAAAUAGUAAUUUUCAUAUUGAUUAGCCUUACUUGAAGGUCCUAGUCUUAACUAGUAAGUUAUGGCUACUUGAUUGUUUUAUAAAUGCCCCUUCGAUUAUGUUGAAGUCCAGUCUGACUAGGAAAAAAGUUACCAUUAACAUUACAAGAAAAUAACCACAAUUUUUAAAGUCAUAUUUUUAUGUCAAUUCAAAAAAUUAACUUUCUUUGAGAAGAUAUAAUUAAUUCACUGUGCAGAACUUACUUAAUACAUUGUCAGCAUCCUGUACAACAGUAUUCCAUGAUUAUAAUAAAUAUAUAUCUAAAAGGAAUAUAAAUGUUCAGUAUAGUGAAGUCCAGGAAUUAAUUCAAUGUAUUACUUCUUAAUAUGGAAGUAAUAAUAUAUAUUCUCUGUGAGUUUGCAUGUUUAUGAAGAUAAAAGAGGUAAAUGUAUUUGCCUUCCCUAUCAGACAUAUAUAUAUAUAUAUAUAUCCUUAAAGGGCCUUUUAUAUAUAUAUAUAUAUAUAUAUAUAAUAUAUAUAUAUCCUUAAAGUUUAAAAGAACUACUCAAAACAAGCACACAAGAUUAGGAUUGUGAACUGAACCCUUAUUCUGUAUUAGGAUCAUUUUAAUAGCUUGCUGCUUAGGUGUGUGAGUUAUUUUCCUUGUUGUACAACAAGUCUAUGCAAUAGGAAUUGUUUAUUAAUUACUCCAACAAAAAGGCAAACUGGAAUCCAGAGUUAGAGCCAGAAUUUUGCAUACCAUAACAUAUUCUAAAAGGAUUUACUGGCAGAGAGAGUGCAGUAUAAACUUGUAUGAUACAAGAAAGCUACAGAAAGUGAAUAAUGAUCCUGAUGAGUUUAAGGGUAAACAGGAUUUUGAAGGAAGGCAAAAGGGAAGGUUUGCUGUGUAAGAAGCUGUUCCAGAGAUUUUGGCCUUGGGUGGAUACCACAUUAGAGUGAAUAGAUGCAAGAACAAAGGAGUCCUGGCAGUGAGAUUAUUUAUUAGCUAAGAAAUUAUUUAGUGGUGAUGUGCUGACCAGAUGUGUCAGACAGCUUGGGUCACACCACAGAAGGAAGCCCAUGAGCUGCAUGGCACAUGAAGCAGCCCUGGCUCACGUCAGCAGCCAUCAGGGAGGCAGCUCUUGAGUCUUGUAUUCUCAGCAUGAGAGAUGACAGGAUGGUUUGCAGGAGAUGGCCUUGGUACACAAUUAUCUGGGCAAUAGCACAGACCUUUCUUAUGAUGACCACAUCCCCCCCAUCAGGGUGGCAGCUGCAGAGUGCUGGAUGCUGCCUGCCCUGGACUGCUCAUGAUAAUAUUCCUGAGCUACUCCAAGAUCCCCUAGACCUGUUUAUAUCCUGAAACUUAAUUUUAUGACGUUCAAAUAUUGGAUCCAACUUCUGUGGUAAAAGCCAUGUUUAGUAACAAGCAAUUUUAUACACACUCCUCAUGUAGUACAUUACUGUUCUUAUUCAUUGGGCAUUAGUAACUGAAAAGAAAUUACAUUAUGUCCUAGGUGGCUUCUUAGUGUUUGAUGUGCAAACUUCCAGUGACCUUAAUAAAACUAAGAGCUUGUUGUGGAGAUAUACAUCUUGCCUCUGUACACAGAUUGGGAUAUACUUAUGUUUACUUUCCUUCUACUAGGGAUAACCACAAGUAGAAACAACCAAUUUAUAAAAUAAUACCCCACUCUGUAUAAUUAGGGUGACAGAAUCUAGUCUAUACCACUUCAGACAAUUUAAAGUCCUCAUAAUAGAUUCUCAUGUUGGUUGUAGUGGAAGAAGCAAGCCCAAAGAAUCAUCUGGAUAUUUUCACUCCAGGUGGCCUUCCUAGAAAUGAGGAGUCUUAUUUACAGGGUCUGUUCUUUGAGCAUCAUCUUUCAAAUACAAAUGGCUCAAAGACAUCAACUAAAAUAACCAUGUUAAAAGAUAUGGACUUUCAGAUAAUGAACCUGUGGGCAUCUCUGUCUUAUAUGCCAGGAUUUUAAAAAUGUAAUUUUCCCCAAAAAGACAUUAUUGCCACAUAAUUUGUUUGAUGUCCCUUGGCUGCACGUGAAGAUUUCUACAGAUACACUGAAACAACAUACUUUCUGCUGGAAUGAUUUGCCAACAGAUGGUGAGUUCUUAUGAUUUAUCUAAGUUCAGAUUUUAAACAGAAAGGAACUUUGUCAUGUUUCCACAAUUCCAACACAAUAUAUACAUAGGAUUUUCCUAUAUAUCUUGAUAUAUCUUCUUCCACUAUGUGAGAAAUGGAAUAAUUCAAAAGAAAAAGGAUAUUGUCCAAAGAAGAGAGAGGAUUUACAGUUACAAAUUCAUCAUGAGGCAAAUUAAUCUUCUCAAAGACUCAGUACAGCUUUAUCUUGCACUAUUCCUUCAUCUUCUCCCUUAUGAUUCCUUAAUGUAUUUCUUCAUUUCAGCAUCACUGUAGGACAUUGACUGGAAGACACACAGUUUUACUGUGUAACUGAAAUGAUUUUGUACUGACAUAAACAGGAAAUUAUAAUUAUUGUGUAAGCAAUAUAUGAGCACUGCAUUAAACAUGCAUUCUUAUUCGUUAAAUCACUGAGAUUUCACUAAAAAAUGGACACAGGUAUUUUUGAUCUACCUAGUAUGUUCAUAUACAUAUUUAUUUGUGCAUGUCUCAGCAUGUGUAUAUUGUAAUGUUUUUAGUGUGUACUUCUGCAGUUCAGGCAUAUUUUUUUGAGAACCUUUAAUUUCUGUUUGUAAUUCUGAUACCCAAGUGUAAAAUAUUUUGAAAUAAAAUCUGUUUCACAUGCUAUAUGAAAAGAAUGAGCUAUAUAAUUUGUGCACAGAAAUGGUUAUUUGAAAAUUCAGGCUUAGUUUUAUUUACAAAUAUAUCUAAAUUCAAACUAGACUAACAGGAACAUUUUUGUACUCUCUGCAAAUUAAUGAAGAUUGACCUUAAAUUUGCAAAUGAAAAUAAAUAACAUUUUUAAAGUG